Molecule: messenger RNA, 749 nt
Organism: Stereum hirsutum FP-91666 SS1
Lineage: Eukaryota; Fungi; Basidiomycota; Agaricomycetes; Russulales; Stereaceae
Exons: 4
Coding region: 1-558 (185 amino acids)
Source: RefSeq, a predicted model, not a curated record
AUGGCACCAAUUACAGACAUCUCUUAUGAUCUACCCGCUAUCCUCAAAGCUGUACAAUCGAGCUGGAUCUCGUCAUCUCAAAGUGCUGCCGCUGUAUCGGCACUCAUAGUGCUCUUAGAUGCUCAGCUCCUCACUUUCAUGAAGGCUCAACCCCCUUUAGCGAGCCGUGCCAAUGUUGACCAAAGUGUUCAGGACGUUAUGCUCGGUUUUGUCUACUCUGGCCUUCUCCUGAACAUCGGGGCCACAGUAUCCUCGCUCAUUAUCACGGAGAUGUUUGGCGAAAUGCCGCUGAACGCUGCACGGUCUGAUCCUGAGACUCUCCAUGCCCAAGGAAGGCUGAGUGCAAGCACCGCUGACCUUCUCGCAAGGUAUGGCGUCAGUCGAGGGGUGAGGUCCAUUACAUGGCAUUGGUUUCUCAGUCUUUUUCUCGGCAUCCUAUGUAGUAUGAUCGGUGUCUUGAUGUACGUUUGGACAACGGAACCUUUGGUCACCAGAAUUGUCAUGACAGUCGUCGCCGUGUUCUCCGUCUUUCCAUUCAUCCACUACGUUGUACGUUGAUAACUUUAAUGCGCUCUUGCGGUAAUCUUCCUCGAAGACGAAGCCCCUGGGGCAUAUUUAUUGUGGCUCACCUCGCAGGUGAGGAGAGAACUGAGCGGAUCCUCCGCGCCGUAUGCUAGACAAGAUGUACCGCAGUGGCUACUACCUUCACUACAAGUUCAUAUCCUUCAUUUGUGUAUGCUUAUGUGUAU